AUCUUGCUAUUCAUUCUUCAUGCUAUCCUUUUUGUCCAUGGCGAUGUAUACCUCCAUAAUCCAAGAGGAAGUAAUAAUCGUCUGGACGAAGCUACUAGACCUCGUGCCAAUGCCAACAGGCUCUUUAAUUCUGAAAACAAUAAUCGCGGUGGAUACAAUGUUGGAAACUUGUAUUAUUAUGCUGGUACGGUCUUGAAUAUUGAAUGGACGAACCAACAUUCGUGCAACAAUCCUAAUAACCACUGCAAUUUGAUCUUGCAGUACAUGUGUCAUGAUUUAAUCCGUGAUGGUGUUACUACCAGGACCAUUCCGAAAUCACCAACAGGGUGUAGUAACUAUGAUUGCAAUCGUGACAUCAGAUAUGGGAUGCAUGAAACUUACGACAGUUACAAACUCUGCGAACAUCGAACUCGUAACAAAGGCUUAUUUACUGCUGAUCAGAAGUUAAAAGGCAACGGUGCAAUCUAUACUAGACAGAAUCCUGCUGGUACUCGACGAGGCUAUGAAUGCCCUGAAGAAAGAGAUUAUUACCCUUACUGGCAUCACACACAAUGGAAGGAUAUUGCCAUCCUUACUUCCGAGCCAACUAGAUGCCCUUACUACAAAGCAGAAAGUCACAACGUUAAGUCACGGUGGCAGUGUGUUGUGCCAAAUGCUUACUAUCGCUUUCAUAUCAUGCGAAAUUCCAAAGAUUUUAUACCAAAUAAUAAGAAAGAUUGUGAAAACUUAGUCUAUCCAAGCAAUGAUCCAAACGGUACGCGGGGUAAAUGGUCGGAGUAUCCAUCUCAUGGUAUCCCAGCUCCAGACUGUCGUGAAGCUGAUUGGAGUAGAGAUAACCAUUUGGGUAACACAAAAGGUGGCUAUCCAAUGAUGUAUAAUUGGACCAUUCCAAAUGAUUUUCAUGAAAAUUGCGUAUUACGAAUGAGAUAUAACAUUUCCACCAAAGAAUUUGACGGCUGGAGUGGUGAUAUUAAUUCUACCUUAAAUAGCGUUAAAGUGAAUGAGCCAACGUGGUUAGAUGUUCACAGUAGAUUUAACUUGAACCAGACAGAAGGAGAAAACCGAGGUUAUGUUUAUGAACAAAAUCCUAACGUUCGAGUAUUUAAAAAGAUUGGCAAUAGCGGCUUUAAAUUGCAGUUAGCCAUUAAUACUAAUCAGUUUGGACGAACUUUUCAAGAUCGUUCUCAUCGAUUUGCUAUUCGCAAAAGACCGAAAGAAUUGGAAGAUAAGUUGAUACAUAAUUUAAAUGUUCGAGGAAAGCGUGGUAAUAUUGUUCAAGUUUAUCCUGCUGUGGAGUAUGAUUUUGUGCCCAAUACAUUAAUGGUGUCUAAGAAUAGCUACGUUCAUGUCCAAUGGACUGGUUCCAAUACUAAUCCUAAUAAUAACGACGGUCAAGGAAGGGCUGGUACAGAUAGGUCUAACAUCGUCAUGUUAAGGAAUAAAAACUAUCCAGAAGGUAGUACUAGAUCUAGUCAAUUUGGUCACUGGGGCAAUAACUAUCCCAGUAUGUUAGCAAGGUCCAAUUUCACAGGAUUUUCAGCACAAGAUUUGGUAAACUUAGCCCUCUUAUCACCAAAUCAAUUUGGUGGUGAAAUGUCCGAAUUGGAUGAUGCAGGCACUUAUUUUGACUUAGGACCGCGAAAAGUUACAUCUAAUGGUGUGUACUACUACAUGUCGACAAGAAAUAAUAAUUUUUCUAAUCGCAGCCAAAAGGGCCGGAUUGUCGUGAUAGAUUAUGUUAUAUCUGAAAAGAAAAUUGGUUGGAACGGUGGGAAUUUGACGGUUAGCGGAAGCAAUCAACAAGGGUUAUGGAUCCAACAGGGUGCAUUAGAGUCGCUUGUUAAUAUUCGACUUGAAAUGUGGAAUCGUAAUGAUGGAGAACAGCGUAUAAAGCAAGCUCAUGGUACAGUAAAUGUUGGAGAUGGCUACGCAAGCGAUUUUUUGGUCGUUUAUCCUUUCACCAAUUUUUCAUCAAAAUCUUUUGAUGUGACUUUGAAGCUUGAUUCUCAGAUUUCAUCAGAGAUUCAUAUCUAUCACUCAAGUUAUAUUAAUGCUCAAUCAUGGACAAGAGUACCCAAUGUUACUAUUGAGAAUAAUAUUGCUAGAUUUAGUCAACGCGAAGGUGGACUUUACGUAGCAAGGACCCAGCCAGCCACUGCAGCCAUCGCCGGAAUCGUUAUUGCCAUUGUAGCUGGACUUGUGGUUAUUAUUGGAUCUAUCAUUUACUUCAGACGUCGCCCAGAGGCAUGGGCUAACUUA
Messenger RNA from Trichoplax adhaerens, 2259 nucleotides. RefSeq lists its product as uncharacterized. The annotation marks the transcript as partial. The record is from RefSeq and is a predicted model, not a curated record. Lineage: Eukaryota; Metazoa; Placozoa; Uniplacotomia; Trichoplacea; Trichoplacidae. The transcript is spliced from 14 exons.